AUUGCCUUUGUAAUCACUUAACGAUGUUUGGUGGAAGUUUAAUCCAAGCGCCUAAUCCUAUCGACUUCGAGAAGGUUUUUGUGGAGUUCACAAGACUUAGCGAGACUGGCAACGUGGCGGUUUUAGCUACAAUCAUUUGCGUAUUCGUAUUAUAUUUUGUCACAAUCGUUUUCGCCAGGAGGGCAGACAACCGAGAUCAAAAUAGGAUGGUGCAACCAAGAGAAAUAGUUAUUGCGGAAGAGGGAAACUAUCUUUACGAACUGGUUAUUAGCACUGGAGUUUGGCAAAGUUCAGGAACUACAGCCAGUGUAACACUUUCAAUAAAAGGAGAGGAUGAAGAAACCGAACCAUUUCUACUGAGUGGUAAUGACAGCUCAGGCGUACUGUUUGCAAGGGGAAGUAUUCACGGAUUUACUCUUAUCGCCGACAAGCCCUUAGGGUCCCUAACAGAGCUAACUUUUACGCAUGACAACUCAGGCGAACAUCCCUCCUGGUUUUUGGAAGAAGCCAUAAUUAAGGACGGACAGACUGAGGAAAAAUGGAGAUUUCCAGCGAAUAGAUGGCUUGCAGUCGAUAAAGAAGACGGACAAUUGGAAGUCUCUUUGUUGUGUGAAAAUAAGGCGAAUCCUGCGACUUUUGCAGAUCACGUAAGGUCACUUGCCCCCCGUAAGCUCACAGAUAGCCAUUUAUGGUUUUCCGUGAUUAGUAAACGGUCUAGUAGUACUUUUACACGUGUGCAAAGAGGUUCCUGCUGUAUUUCGUUGCUGUUCAGUGCCAUGAUUGCCAAUGCAAUGUUUUAUAACACUAGUGGAGAAUCCGACGGAACUAUUCAGAUUGGGCCAUUUAAGUUUUCUUGGAGACAGAUUGUCAUUGGAGUACAGAGUGGUCUGAUAGUUGCACCAGUUAAUAUUUUAAUUGUGCUUCUUUUUCGCUCAAGCAAACCACGGAAAAGAAAAGAAAAAUACGAACCACAUGAGGAAAUUGAGCACCUUGUAGAGGAACAACGUCGUGAGACAAGUUGUGUAUUACCUUAUUUCUUCAUUUAUAUCGGAUGGUUCUUGUGCAUUGCGACAACUUUAUUGGCUGCAGCAUUCACUUUAUUUUACAGUUUAAUGUGGGGCAAAGAACUAUCUGAACAGUGGCUGGCUUCCAUUUUGACCUCUCUCGUUCAAGACAUUUUUUUCCUACAGCCCGCAAAGGUUAUGCAGGCAGUUAUUGCCAUUUCCUUUGCACUGAUAAUGAGAAAGGGAAAGAAUAAAGCGUCUUCGAAAGAGAAGGAAUCCUGUGAUACAUUCGACGACAUUAGCAUCUUACAUGACGAUGAUCCAUUGAAACUCCGCAGGCAAUACGAGCUGCAGAAAAUACGUGAUCAUAAGAGGAAAGAAAAUAAAUUAACUGGAAUGGCGAGAGACGUUGUUCUGCAUCUGUUAUUUAUGUUUCUCAUGGCCAUCGUUUGCUAUGGCAACAAAAACAUCCACCGAUUCCUCAUGACGAGUACCAUGCGCCAACCAUUUGGGAAAUUUGAUUCGGUAAGUAUUUCUGAUAAAUCCUGGCCGUUUUUUUGUCAUAAAAGGUGAAGUCAGCAACAGCAAUUAAAUGUUAGAGAUUACAUAAAAGGAAAACUUACUUUAAUUCUGAUUGAUUAAAACUUGGUCCGAUUGUUGUUAAUUCCGUUAGUCGUGAGCAAACCUACGUCAAAAUAGUUUUAAAGAUCGCUCGGAAACCCUCGAAGACUCCAAAAUUGACCUUGUCAUCCGAUGAUUUGCGAUAGAUUCAACUACGAAUAUUCGUUCAGAGGCUCGAGUAAUUGCGCACAUUCUGAGAAUAUCGAUCGCCGGCUAUCGCAAUUAAUCUAUAUUGGAUUUUUUAGACCCCCUGAUGUGAUAAGUACAGCACUGAACAUCAAAAUUGACUUAGAAUGGCUGGUAGCGAUCAUUAAAAAGUCAUUUAAAGGGGCAACCGGGGUUCAAUGUUACUAAGGCAUAACUUAAUUCGCUAGAAAAACACCAAUAAUGACAAAACAGAAUUUAAAAAAAUAAACAAACAAACAAAACGAGGG
Orbicella faveolata is the source of this 2059-nucleotide messenger RNA. RefSeq names its product polycystin-1-like protein 2. Gene Ontology annotation, cellular component: membrane. NCBI's taxonomy places the organism in Eukaryota, Metazoa, Cnidaria, Anthozoa, Scleractinia, Merulinidae. The record is from RefSeq and is a predicted model, not a curated record. Gene Ontology annotation, biological process: detection of mechanical stimulus. Gene Ontology annotation, molecular function: protein binding; calcium ion binding; calcium channel activity.